Molecule: messenger RNA, 7098 nt
Organism: Carassius carassius (crucian carp)
Lineage: Eukaryota; Metazoa; Chordata; Actinopteri; Cypriniformes; Cyprinidae
Product: delphilin-like
Exons: 24
Coding region: 39-5477 (1812 amino acids)
Biological process (GO): proteolysis; regulation of DNA-templated transcription
Molecular function (GO): protein binding
Source: RefSeq, a predicted model, not a curated record
UCGUACAGCUCGACUUCUACACAGAAGACCCAGAAACCAUGAUGAGAAGAUUUCUGAAGAGCCAGAAGGGCCGCUUCUCUCUCCGUCAAAGCCGAUCAGGAUCCCGCAGUGCCUCCAAAGAUUUCUACCCAAACCCUAAUGUGCUGAGAGAUUUCACACUGGAUAUUGAACUGGCCCUUCCAGCAAAUAACCAGGGUUGGCCAGAGGACUUUGGCUUCAAGCUGGGUGGAGAUGGACCCAGUUACAUCCUCUCUGUGGUGGAGGGCAGCAGCGCUUACAUGGCCGGACUGCAGCCAGGGGACCAGGUUCUGGAGAUCGAUGGGCAGAACGUCUCAUCCCUCAGCACUAAAGCCCUCAUCGCUCUGGCCCAGACCCUUAAGACUGUCCCGCCCAGCAUCGGCGUUGUGUCUAGAAUUGAACAGAUGGACAUUGCCCCGGGGCCCGAUGGUCGCUUUGGCUUCACUAUAGUGGGGGACAGUCCCCUGCUGGUGGAGGACUGCAUGCCGAACUCUCCAGCCGGCCGGAGUGGACUGCGAGUAGGUGACUAUGUGAUGGAGGUGAAUGGGAUUCCAGUGAAACAGCACGAGACGGCGGCGGCCAUGAUCAAGACCUCUCAGGGACGUACGCUGCGUCUGGGCGUGCUGCGGAUCAACCGCUGGCAGAAACGCACCAGCAGCAGCAUGAAAGAGACCUACCAGAGCGGAGACAUGGUGAGGCAGGACCGCAAGCACAAAGCCCUGGAGUUCAACAAGAAGGUUGAGGAGAUUUUAGGGGAGGAGCCUGAGGUGAAAGAGAGGCUGUUUGAUUUGCUGAAGCAGUAUGCAAAUGAGAGGGAUGUUGAAGGUCUGGCGUCUACACUUCCAGAAAUACUGCUCACCGAGGAACAUCAGCAACUGAUUGACAGCAUCAGGAUCUUCAUCCCUAAGAAGCACAGGCAGCGCUUUGAUGAGAUGGUCUCCCAGAGUCUGAUCAGUCGCUUGAGGGGCCGCAGCUUCAGCGAGCACAGGAACAAUCGGCUACGACGCAGCCGGAGCGAAGACCACCCCGAACGGCUGCUGUCUGUGUCCACCCGAGCCAGCUCUGUGCCCCGGACCACCAAUGAAGAAGUGGUCAUGCCUCCUGGCCGUGGCCUCCGCAAGACCACCUCACUCAUCGCAGGCCAUGCCAGCUCCUUCUCCACCCGCAGGACUGUACGGGUGUACAAAGGGAACCAGAGUUUCGGGUUUACUCUGCGCGGCCAUGCUCCAGUGUGGAUCGACUCUGUAAUACCAGGCAGCCCUGCUGAGAAGGCGGGUCUCAAACCUGGAGAUCGCAUCCUGUUUCUCAAUGGGUUGGACAUGAGGAACUGUUCACAUGAGAAGGUUGUGUCCAUGCUGCAGGGGAGUGGGGCAAUGCCCAGCCUGGUGGUUGAAGAUGGCUUGCCGGCCUUCACUGUGACCGAGCCCGAACAGGUGGAGGUUUCUCCCCGCUCCCGUGCUCCUGUGCUUAGCUCCCUGCAGUGGAUUGCAGAGAUCUUGCCUCCCAGUAUCCGCGUACAAGGUCGCACCUUCAGCCAGCAGCUUGAGCACCUUCUCACACUCCAGGAGAGAUACACCAUCUGCAAGGCCCUGGAAGCCUUCUUCCAGCACAGAAAUGUAGACACUUUGAUUGUGGACAUCUUCCCUGUGUUGGAUACCCCAGCAAAACAGGUGAUUUGGCAGUUCAUUUACCAGCUGCUGACCUAUGAGGAGCAGGAACACUGCCAGAACAAGAUCUCCCAUUUCCUUGGCUAUAAAGUUACACUGCCAUCAGCAGAACCUGAACCUCCAGCCCAUGAGCCUCAUAGGCGUAGCAGCUCCAUGAAGGUGACAGGAACCACCUACAGGAGCAGUGUGAGGGGACGCAGCUCAGAUGAUCUGGUCAUCGGCACUCACCUGGGAAUGGGUAUUUCCACUGAGCCAGUGGAGGUUGCACCUAUGCGACUGACUCCUGCAGAGAGACAAUCAGGGGAUGGAACAUCCUUACCAGAGACGCCCAACAAUCUGACUAAUCUGUCAGCUGUGUAUGCUGAGCUGGAGAAUGUCUAUGCCGGGAAGAGAUCCAAAUCCCUGAAGACUCGACCUCCUCCAGCUCCUGAAACUCUGGUUAACGUAGAUAUCUUCCCACAUGCUUCCUCACAGUCCAUCAGGGCACACUCUUCUUCUCCAUCUGUUAGGGCCACUUCAGGUAGCCGCAAAUCUGCAUCAGCCCAGCAUGUGCCGCCACCUCCACCACCUCCUCCACAACCUGACUCUUGGUCGCAGGAGCCUCCACUGAGUCCCCAGUGCCUCUGUUACCCUUCAGAUCUUCCCUCUCAAACCAGUGCUGAAUCCAACCCAUACAUCAGUUUAGACAGUCCACCUCUCUCUCCACCCUCUCCUCCGGACUACCCCCCUAGUCCACCCAUUCGGAAGAAGCGAUACACCUUUUCACGUCCCCCUCGUACCCCUGACACAGAUUUGUUCAUGGAGGUUCUGAGUGAACAGCUAGGACAGCAGUUAUCUGUGGAUGACUUCCUGUCACCAGAGAAUGACUAUGAAGAGGAAGUUGUCCAGAUGACAUUCCAGAAUGAGGAAGAGGAGGAAGAGGAAGAGGAGGAGGAGGAGGAGGAGGAGGAGGAGGAGGAAGAGGGUCCGUACAUGCCUCCCGAGCUAAGCAGUCCAAGUGAAGUACAUAGUAGCAGUGAGGAUGCCAGCUCUCUUACCUACUCCUCCAGCUCAGAGCACAUUCCUCCACCCCCUCAGACUCCUCCUCCCCCUCCCCCUGUCCAGUUUAAUGAUCCCCCUCCACCUGCUAGAUUCACUCCUGACCAUGCACCCCGACAGCUGACUUUCCGUCGCCACCCGGGACCUCCUCCGCCACCUCCGCCAAGAGCUAAUCCACCUCCAAAAAGACAAUCCAUUCGCAAGGUGCUGCCCACAAAUGAUGAGCUGAUGACCCAGCACCAAGUCUUUCAGGAGCACCACUCGCUUCCAGUUCAACCAACAGCCAGCCACCCUCAGCAAUCUCAGCAGCAGAUGCAUCAGUCUCUGCCCCCUAUGCCCUCUCCAGAAAUAAACCAGUCACCCAUCCCCAGUCAUGCAAUCUAUGAGAUGCACCAUCAGGUUCAUCCAGCUCAGCAGGUACAUCAACACCACCAGGUGCAACAGGAACACCAGAUGCAUCCAAUUCAUCAAAAAAAACCAAGUCGCCAGUCUCAGUCUAUCAAAGUACACCAAAGCCAUCGCUCACACCAGACUAUUCAGACUCAACUCUCUAGCUCCAUGGAUAGGCUUGACAGGAUUGAAAGAAAAGAACACUUUGAUAGACAUAUCUAUGACAUGCAGCCCCAACCCUUGCAUCCAGAACAACAAGUACACCAUGAUUAUCAGAUGCAUCAGAGUCAUCAGGCUCACCUCUCAAGCUCCAUGGAUAGACUUGACCGAUUGGAGCAGAUCCAGCGUUUGGAACGAUUGGAGCAUAUGGAACGAAUCGAGAGACUGGAGAGAGUGGACAGACAAAUGCACCUGGCACACAUGCCUCAAGCAGUUUCUCAUGCUAUUCAACCAUCUCAACAAACUCAGCAACAGUACCACCACCAGAUGCAUCAAGCUCAUCAAGCCUACCCACUAACCCAGUCUCCUCCACCAACCCGCCACAUUCAUCAGAUUGAGCACAUACACCAGGUUCAGCCAAUCCAGUCAGCUCCUCAGUACCAUCAGAUCCAUCAGCCCCACCAACCUCAACAGACCCAACAGAUUCUAUCAACUUUUCAGCCUCAUCCUUCACAACAGCAGCAACAACUUCAGCAGCAGCAACAGCAAAUGCAGCAGCAGCAACAACUUCAGCAGCAGCAACAGCUUCAGCAGCAGCAACAGCAGAUUAGGCAGCACCAGCUUCAGCAGCAGCAACAGCAGAUUCAGCAGCAGCAGCUUCAGCAGCAGCAACAGCAGAUUCAGCAGCAGCAGCUUCAGCAGCAGAAACAGCAGAUUCAGCAGCAACAACAGCUUCAGCACCAACAGCAGAUUCAGCAGCAGCAACAACAUCGCUCAACCCCACAGAAUCACCCCAUUGCACAGGCCAGACAGAGCCCGCAACCCAUGUACCACGAUCAUCGUCACCACCAUCACAACCACCUUGAGGCCCAGUCCCAAAUACAACCACCAAGUACACCCCAACCUCAAACUCACCACCACAAUGAAGGUUCAACUGUGGAGCCACCUCCUCCUCCACCUUUACCCCCACCUUGCAUGCCUCCUCCGCUCCCAAAGACCUCACCGCAAAAAUCUGAUUCCAGUCAUAUGAGUGUAAAGCGGUUACGAUGGGAACAAGUGGAAAAUUCUGAGGGAACCAUUUGGGGACAGCUGGAAGAAGACUCUGAUUAUGACAAGCUGAGUGAUAUGGUGAAAUACCUAGACUUGGAGCUUCAUUUUGGGACACAAAAGAGCCCUGUUUCUCUUCCAGAACCCUCACCUCAGGUGGAGACUUUCAAGAAGAAAGAUGUGGUGGAGAUUCUCUCCCAUAAGAAAGCCUACAAUGCUUCAAUUUUGAUUGCCCAUCUGAAGCUGUCACCAAGUGAGCUACGCCAGGUGCUGAUGACGAUGUCGAGUGAACGUUUAGAGUCCUCACAUAUUAAACAAUUGCUCCUAUAUGCACCAGACGAUGAUGAGGUUAGACAAUACGAGCAGUACAGAGACGACCCGAGUAAACUCAGUGAGCCCGAUCAGUUUGUCCUACAGAUGCUAUUUGUGCCAGAGUAUAAGACCCGUUUGAAAAGCCUGCAUUUUAAGACUACAUUGCAAGAGAAAACAGAAGAGAUGAGGGGGGCCUACGACUGUGUUUUCAAGGCUUCAUUGGAGCUCAAGAACAGCAAAAAACUGGCCAAGAUUCUGGAGUUUGUGCUGGCUAUGGGGAAUUAUCUGAAUAACGGCCAACCCAAGACCAAUAAAACAACUGGAUUUAAGAUCAAUUUUCUCACUGAACUUAGUACCACCAAAACAGUGGAUGGAAAGUCAACAUUUCUGCAUAUCCUGGUGAAAUCAUUGUGCCAGCAUUUUCCCGAGGUUCUGGACUUUGGGAAGGAGCUUGACACAGUCCCACAAGCCGCCAAAGUGAAUCAGAGAAACAUCACUUCUGACUUCAACGACUUACAUGCCACAAUCCAGGACAUUCGUUUCGCCUGCCAGAAGAUGCCAGCCACUGCUGAGGACCGAUUUUCCAUUGUUAUGAGUGGGUUUCUGGAAAACAGCCACCCUGCAGUGCAGUCUCUGGAGUCUCUGCAGCAGAGGGCAAUGGAAGAGUUCUGCAAAGUUGCAUCUUUCUUUGGUGAGGAUGGAAAGACCACCACCACAGAGAGUUUCUUCGGUAUCUUUGCCGAGUUCAUGGCUAAGUUUGAGAGGACUUUGAGUGAUAUCCAGUCUACAGAAAACCCUCCACGCAGCCCCAGGAGCCCUCGCAUGACCUCUCCUGAAGCCUGGUGAAGAACCCACCCAACAUGAGGCAAACAUACUCAUACAAACAAAUGAUUAGAGACUUACAGUACAUAAAUGUUCACUUACUGUCCACUGUCCAGUCUAAAUUUAGUUAUAGGCCUAUAGUAAGUCAAGGACAUGUGUACAAUAGCAACUAAUGCACAUGUGAACUUCCAGGCACAGUUAUAAAAGUGAACUCCCAGGCACAGAUUGGACAGGAAAGCUUCUGUAGUAGAGCAAAAGGUACAGGGAAAGAUGGGCUGGGAUGGACUCUGUGAUUGUUCUUGGCACUCAAAGACCAGGAAUGGAGUCAAUAGUUGGGGCAAAAUUGCCACAAGACUUUUUGCUGUGGAUUUUGUAAAUCAUAAUAAGUGCAGUUAGAUAAGAUGUUUAAUUUAGAAUGUAAUUAGGACUGUGGAUGUCAGAUCUCGACUGACUUGAUAUUUUAAUGAAGCCGUUGUUUAGGAGAAGUGCUUUAACAAUGUGUCUUAAUUCUGCUUUAAUGUAUUCAAACAUCCUGGGUUGGAGUUGUUUGUUGGUCAUUGUACUGUAAACCAAUAUUUUGAUGAUUUAAUGUCUUAAAUGAUAAAAAGUAAUUUCUCAUACACAGAAUAUAUAAGUGCAAAGUGAAUAGAUCAAGAUAUAUUAUUGUACAAUACAAGAUACGGUUCUUAUAUUAUUGCUUUACUAGCUAUUGAAAACAACGAUGAGCUAGAUUAUGACUUCACUAAAUGCAUUUGGUAUUUUUAAAUAUUAACUUUUAAUUAACAUUUAACUUUUGUGCUGCUUUUAAUUCUUUAUUCCCAUAGUAAUAAUAAUCAUAUGAUUCCUGUAUCAUUCUGUCCAUCGCACUGAGUUAUAAUGAAUGUUUAAAGAAUUAUAUGGAACUUUCCGUGUGAUUUUUAUUAAACUAUCGGAAUGUAAAAAUAAAUAAAUAAAUGCACAUGUGAUUGAGACUUUAUCAAAAUGUUGACUGGUUUUCCAGGUGUAAAAAUCUUUAUAUAGUAAUAUUUAUCAUUGAUAUUUAUCAUGUUUAUUAUUAACUCAUCUUUGCCUCUUUUUUGUUUUAAUCACCACUGAAUGUAAGGUACUUGUAAUAUGAAAAAAAAAGAAAAUGUAUGCAUCAUAGCAUAUUUCCUAGCUGUCAUUUAUUAUUGUUAUUUAUAAUUUACAAGUCAUUAUUUGAAUGUCAGUAAAGUUCGCAACAUGUUUGUAUUUUACUUGUUGUUUUAAUGGUUUAUUUUAGGACAUGUUUCACAAUGUUAAAAGCUAAUUUCAUACUCUCAUCAUGGACGGGAUGAUGGCCCAAAGAAAAAAAUGAUACAAUUGAAGGACCUGGACUGAAAGUGCCAUAUAAGACAAAUAUCUGUUGUUAAUACAGUAAAUGCAAAAAAAAAAAAACACCAACUACUGAAGUUAUGAACACUUCUAGGGCAGUAUACAGGACUUUAAUUAUUGUUCAUUAAUUUGAGAAAUUACAUGAAAGUUAUUUCAGAAUAUGUUUUCCUUUCUUUUGUAAUGAAUCAUGUAUAAUCCAUGCUGCUGCUUCUACUAAGUAACUCUGUAUAAGAGAUGUUGCAACAUUCUGUUGUCAUUACUGUUUUGGUAAUAAAAUGCUCUUACAUUUUAA